Molecule: messenger RNA, 1344 nt
Organism: Colletotrichum karsti
Lineage: Eukaryota; Fungi; Ascomycota; Sordariomycetes; Glomerellales; Glomerellaceae
Product: sulfate transporter
Exons: 2
Coding region: 1-1344 (447 amino acids)
Biological process (GO): molybdate ion transport
Molecular function (GO): molybdate ion transmembrane transporter activity
Source: RefSeq, a predicted model, not a curated record
AUGACGCUCCUCGGUCACUUGAAACGGGUCCAUAACCACAAUGUCGCGACUUUGCGCCGUUCGCCAACCGCGGAGAUAUCUGGCGCUCUGGGUGACUUGGGAACACUUCUUCCCCUGAUGAUUGCGCUUGCUGUUCAGCGCUCCAUCUAUCUUGACAGCACUCUGGUGUUUUCCGGCAUAUUCAAUGUCGUGACCGGCGCCGUCUUCGGCAUCCCGCUUCCAGUGCAGCCGAUGAAGGCUAUUGCUGCUGCUGCAAUCUCGAGAAGCGAAGACAGUGGCAUUAGAACUGUCAUGGCCGCCGGACAAUGGGUCAGUCUGGCGGUUCUCAUCAUGAGUCUCACCGGCUUGCUUCGCUGGGUCACACGAAACGUCCCCGUUCCCGUCGUGAAGGGAAUCCAGCUCGGCGCAGGCCUUUCUCUCGUCAUGGCUGCUGGUUCCGGUUUGCUUCGCGACUUGCACUGGGCUCACCCAGUGCUGGACAACAGACUGUGGGCGCUGGCCGCAUUUCUCGUGCUCAUCUUCACCCAAGGGCUGCCGCGGUUCCCCUACGCUCUUUACAUCUUCGUUCUCUCGCUUGUCUUUGCGUUCAUCUCCAUUCUGACCGCUGACCACCACGAGCCGCACAACCUGCCAUGGUUCCACGUCUGGGUUCCUCAUCUGCUUCACUGGAACUUGAACUGGUUCAAGUAUAAGCCCAUCACUAUGGCCAUCGGCCAGUUACCUCUCACUACACUCAACUCAGUCAUCGCUGUGAGUGCCCUUGCAGCUGACUUGCUGCCUGAUAUGCCGACGCCGACUGUCACCGGCAUGGGCAUCAGCGUUGGUAUCAUGAACUUGGUGGGUACAUGGUUCGGAGCUAUGCCUGUGUGCCACGGUGCAGGUGGACUUGCAGCGCAAUAUCGAUUCGGCGCACGUAGUGGGGCUAGCGUCAUCAUGUUGGGCCUGUUCAAGAUAAUCUUGGGAGUAGUGUUUGGUGGUACCCUUCUCGACUUGCUCUCGCACUACCCCAAGAGUCUGCUUGGUGUCAUGGUCAUCGCUGCUGGUCUCGAGCUCGCCAAAGUCGGACACAGUCUCAACCACGGUGCCUCCGAUCUGUGGGAGAGCUCCGUGGGAGAAGGGGCAGGCGUCCUGCGCCAGCAUCGUUCGCUCUCUGAGGAUGAGAGGGCUGAGAGGUGGACGGUCAUGCUGAUGACUACUGCCGGGCUGCUUGCCUUUAGAAACGAUGCAAUCGGCUUCAUGGCGGGUAUGUUGUGCUUCUGGGCCUAUCGGAUUUCUGAGAGGGCUGCGCGUUGGUGGCAGUCCAAGAGGCCCAUCUUUGGCGAGCGAGAGCCUCUUCUACGUUAA